Salmo salar (Atlantic salmon) is the source of this 2211-nucleotide messenger RNA. RefSeq lists its product as uncharacterized. NCBI's taxonomy places the organism in Eukaryota, Metazoa, Chordata, Actinopteri, Salmoniformes, Salmonidae. The record is from RefSeq and is a predicted model, not a curated record. Gene Ontology annotation, biological process: T cell activation; interleukin-15-mediated signaling pathway; positive regulation of ERK1 and ERK2 cascade. Gene Ontology annotation, cellular component: external side of plasma membrane; membrane raft. Gene Ontology annotation, molecular function: protein tyrosine kinase binding; MHC class II protein binding.
UGACAAUUAUAGAAUACAGAAAUGUUGCUAGUAAACUGGAGAUGAGAAGGGUGCUGUUGUUUGUGGUGGUCGUGGGUGCUAGUGGAGAGUGUGUGUGGGUCUGUGUGUGAGUUGACUUUACACCUGCUCGGCUGCCUCCACUUGGACCAUGGAGUUUAGAUGUCUCCUCUUUGUUCUUAUUUCUUCUUCGGUGGUGCUCAUCACUCAAUCUGACAUGACCACUAAAGACCCUGACUGGAGUGAUGUCGUCGUGACAAUGGUUGGCAGGGAAGUCACCUUACCCUGUGUUGAUUGGCCUCUCACGGGUUCUGUGAGCAUUAAUUGGAAGAUGCAGUCUCCUAGCGUGGACCACUGGAAACUGGUCCUCUCGGCCAAUGAGAGUCAGCAGUUCUCAGGCGCAGCCUCAAAGGCUUCCAUGCGAUUGGUUGACUCAAACUUUCAGGAAACUGGGAACUUCUCUCUGCUGUUCGUCCCCAAAAUGGAGGACAAUGGUCGCUACUCCUGUCUGAUUAUACAGCAACAGAAGAAACUGAGAGAGAAGAUCAUACUAUUAGCCGUCCUCACAGUCUCUAUCUUUCCUUCAGGCACUCUCCCUCAGUACAGCACACUGCGUCUGAUGGCAGAAGUGAACCCCGCCUCCGCCGUUUCUGAGGUAACCUGGCUGUCCCCUGGCGGGACGCCCCUACGAUUGGCAAGGAGAUCAGGGGGGGGGAUUGCCAAGCUGCCUCAGAUACUCCCCACUGACCAGGGGGUAUACAUCUGCCAGGUGUACCCAAGGGGUAACAGCAGCACCCCUAUGUUCCCCUUCACUGUGGACCUCCGCGUGGAUGGUAUGAAUGUGGCCUCGUUCACCAAUAUAAGCCAUAGUCCUCAGAUCUCUAUGGCCAGUCUCACCCAGACCCCUCUCACCCUCGCCUGCUCUCCGAUGCAGGGCGACUAUGUCCUGCUCUAUUGGAAGCCCCCAGACAGCAGAAACACCAACACCACAACCCUGGUCUACGGGUAUGACCGCUGGAGGGACCGCACAGAGAAAAGCAAGACUCAUGCCCAGUUGAGCCUGGAUGGGCCAUUGUCUACCCCAAAAGAGGGUAUCUUCUCCUUCCUGCUGAGCCCGGGGCUGAAUGACGGAGGCCUCUACAUGUGUGAGGUCUUCCUCAAUGACAACGUGUUCAGCCAGAGGACCCUGCUUAGCAUCCUCCAAGUGAAAGCCAGACAUUCUCCAACAGCCCUGGUCCUGACAUGUCAGUAUACAGAGCGCUCCCAGGUGAAGCGGGUGGUGUGGAGCCACCAGAACCAGAGUCGCACGCUGAAGUGGAGCUCCUCUGGCCCGGGUCGCCUCAGCACCGAGGUUCCCCUGUCCCCCACCCAGGACACGGCUGGGAACUACACCUGCACCAUGCUACUGCGGAACGGACAGGCGGUCAAGGCUGUUUACACCAUCAAACUGCCCCCGAAAGAUACACACACAGUUCUUCACACCUUCGGAGGAAACGGCAACAGACAAGCAUGUGUGUUCCCCUUCGUGUUUCUAGGGGAGACUUAUGAAGGUUGCACGACGGAUGGUCGCAGUGAUGGGUACCGCUGGUGCUCCACCACAUACAACUUUGACAAGGAUAAGAAAUAUGGCUUCUGUCCCAACGGAGACAACACAGAGAGCACUACUUCUAUCUCUCCUCCUCACCCAGAGAGCAACAUUGCCUCGCUCCUUCCCUUCCUCUCUGCUUUAUUACUCCUGGUGCCCCUGGUUGCCGCGGUUGCCGGUGUGUUGCUAUGGAGACAGAAAGACAUUUCUCGCCACGGUAUUGAACAGUCUCUCUCCCACUACUCUGGGGAAGUGGAAAAUAUCUAUGAGAAUCCUGAGGAUGUCAGACAGACUUCUCCCCAGGGUUCAGUGUACAUGGACCUGAAGCCCAGAGUGGAGGAUGAUGUCUAUGAGGAAUUGGAUCGAUACAAAUCAUGCAGUCUUCUGGAGACCUCCACAUCUCAGGAUUUAUCAGCAAAAGCUUGAAGCAAUAUUAUCUCACCUCUGUUCAGUAUAUGGACAUUUACAGUGCCUUGACUUUUUUCACAUUUUGUUGUGUUACAGCCUAAAUGGAUUACGUUGAGAUUUUAUGUCACUAGCCAACACACAAUACCCGAUAAUGUCAAAGUGGAAUUAUGUUUUUUGACAUUUUUACAAAUUAAUAAAAAAUGUAAAGCUGAAAUGUCUUA